AUGCUAGGCAAGAUAUUUAGCAUCUUUCAUGUGUUUUGUCUCCCAGUCUUCAUAAUAAACUUCAGAGAUAAAGAUGAAUGCCGUAUCUCAGCCAGCACUGAAAACGUGAAGUUUAGAAGACGUUUGCUAAGUCGAGUCAACUCACGUACGUCGGUUGCAGCGGAGAGUCCUGGCAGCAUCCCAAGGACCUCCUUUCACUCACCAGAAAAGAUGAUUUGUUUCUGCACCAUAUCAAACAGGACAGCUGUUAUUGAAGUCAACGACAUCAUAAUGCAGAGUUCAUUUUCAGUACCACUGAAAGAUCAAGGAGAUGUCUCCCUGCUCCCCAGUCCUGUGGAGAAACUGCUGACUCAGAAGAUGUUGGAAUCUCCUGGAAAGACAACCUGUACAGGCGAACCAAAUAUCCCUCCUGGGUCGAUUCACGGUGGGAAAGGCCUGCAGAAUAAGAGUCAGUUUAGAACCAUCGCUCCAAAGAUUGCGCCCCAAGUCUUGGCACCCAGAGUGCUGCCGGGCCCGGCGCCCUCACUCUCUGAUCAGGCGAAUCCAGGCCCUUCCCUCGGCUCCACGCCCCUGGGGAUGCCCCCGCAGAAUUAUGCGCUGAUGCAGGUGGCCGGCCAGGAAGGGACCUUCUCGCUGGUCGCUCUGCCGCACGUGGCCUCAGCUCAGCCGAUCCAGAAACCCCGGCUGCCUCUGCCGGAGAACCUAAAGCUGCCCAUCCCCCGGUACCAACCCCCGAGACCCGGCAAAGGAGUCAGAAAGAAGCCGGGGCUCGGUUCCUCCUCCGAGAGGGGUUGCAGCAAACCUGCCCAAACCCAAGCAGCCCCUUCCCCACCUGAGCAUCCUGAGCCCCCGCACAAGCCCAGCCUACCCAAGCCGGCACCAGACCAAGCCCCAGCUGCGCUGACCAACAGGAGUGGCCACCGAGACCCCGGGCCUCCAGGGUCCAGCAACCACGGAGAUCGGACUCCUCCUGCCACCCCAGCACUGGCCACACCAGAGGAGUCCUCUGCCAAGCAGGGCCUCCCGAAGAGUUCAGGAAGAGCGAAAGUUCCAGGCAAGAAAACCCCCAGGAAACCUUCUGCUGUCGCCAGUGAAAAACCUCAAGAACCGGUCGAUCCCACCAAAGCCAUUUUGUCACCAGGCGUCAUUGGAAACACGGUCCAGGUGCCCUCUUCCAUCCCCAGAGGUAAACUGCCCAUCCUGCCCUACUCGAGAGUGAAGACGGCGCAGGUUUACAGGAGCGGAGCUGCUGUGAACACUGCGCACAUCCCCUUCCCUGGGCUCAGGACUGCAGGGGACCAGACCCCCUCCACCCCGGAAGGCUUCCGUGCAGCCCCCCAGCUUGGGGACAGGGGACCUGCCCCACCAGCUCCCGGGCAGAUUCCCGGUGACACUGCCUUCUGCCCAGCCAGCAAGCCUGACCUCAACCACAGAACAAAACUGAACGGUGGAACAGCGAAGAGAAGAGGAAGAAAACGCAAGGGCCCUGACGAUCUUCUGACAUUUCAGGGGAAAAGGUGGAAAUGUGUCCUUAGUUGUAAGGACAGCAAAGAAAGAGUCAAAAGUGAUCCCCAAGAAGCCAGGAACCAAAAACCAGGGGCCGUGAAAAAAUACCGGAGCAUCAUGCCCAAACCUGUCCCGGUCCUGCCAGCCCUGGCCUCGCCUCCAGCCGCCCUCCAGCCCCCGCCACCCGGGAGCCUGGUGUCUUUCGAUCACUCCCUAGCCCCCAAGCAUCUGGACUGGAAGGAGGAUGGCCAGCCCCCAAAGCCCGACUCUGCCUUCAGAAACGGGUUCUCCGGCCUCAGGAAGACUUGGCACCGGUGCCACGCGUGUGACCACCCCUUCCCGUCUAAGCAGCACCUCCGCGAGCACACGAGCCCCCCGGACAGCCGGCCCUACAGCUGCCGGCUCUGCCGAAAGGUGUACAAGCGGCGGGGCAGCCUGAGCGCGCAUGUGCGGCUGCACCACGGUGACUCCCGGCCCAGGAAGCUUGUGUGCUGCGAGUUCUGCGCCAAGGUGUUCGGCCACAUCAGGGUCUACUUCGGCCACCUGAAAGAGGUGCAUGGUGUGGCCAUCAGUACCGAGCCCUGCCCCUGCGAGCCACAGCCGGGGGACCUGCCGAGGACCAGAGAACAGACCCCUUGUGAGGUGGAGGGACUGGUGGACAGGGAGACCAAGUCCAACCUGGAAGAAGACCUCCUCAUGAACCAGAAUGAUGAGGCCAGGUUCCAGAUCAGAUGUGGUCGCUGUCAGAUCACUGCCCAGUCUCUGGCUGAAAUCAAGUUCCACCUGCUUUCCAUUCAUGGCGAGGAAAUCCAGGGCCAAUUGCCAGAGGAGAGCUCACCCUCCCUGGGAAGCAGAGCAGCUCAGGGAGAACUGACUAAACAGGCUGCUCCUUUCUGGAAACGUCCUGAGAGAAGGAAGCUGCUAAGGCAUCAUCCCUCAGCCGGGGAGCUCUGUGCAGUCCCCAGACUGAAAAGACAACUCUACCUCCAUCAUCAGAACGAUGUGGAAGCCCUCACGAAACAGGAACGAGCCCAGCCAGGACCCAGUGAGCCCAGGGGAGACCCCCAGGGCCCCAAGGGUCCUGGCCCCCAGGCUGCCCUGCCUCUGCCCCAGCCUGGCUUUAACUGUGUCCUUUGUGCGCAGAUACUAGGAAGCAAAGAAGAGCUACUUCUACACUGGGAGUGGCAGCACAAGUGUGAGGACCCCCCCAAACUGUGGACAAUUUUCAGCACGCUCUCCAGCCAGGGAGUUGUCCAACUUUCCAGCGAAACCGGAAAAUGA
Molecule: messenger RNA, 2787 nt
Organism: Rangifer tarandus platyrhynchus (Svalbard reindeer)
Lineage: Eukaryota; Metazoa; Chordata; Mammalia; Artiodactyla; Cervidae
Source: the annotation of a GenBank genome assembly